CAUGGUGGUGAUAGUCACAGUACUUGGGCAGAAUCGGGAGAAUCACCGCAAUUUCAAAACCAGCGUCACCUGGCAGGGAAAUCAGCUGAACUUUGUUUUUAGGAAAGAAGAGGAUAUUUCAUUCAGGUUUUCCCGAAAUUCUUGUGCGAGGAAGUCAAUCCAGAGUGUCAGCUUAACACAUCCCUCUGGUCACCGACCAUCUCCUGAGACCUAAGUCCGACCCACAGGAAACCUUUGGGUCUCGUCUCCCGGGCGACAGAGAGACCCACCCCCACCCCGCCUCCGCUCGCUCGCCCGCGCGCGCUGAUGACGUCACGAGACGAGGCUCUCUUACGCCAAGGUUUCCGGCCCACCAUCUUUGUCGCUGGCAAACUGGGUUUUGCGCAGUGGCUUAGACCUAAGAGAAAGAAUCGUGACGGGCAGGAAACCAUUACACCACCAGCCCGGCUGUGCUCUCUGGCUGCCGUCGCCACCCCGCCCUCGCCUCUGGUGAGUUCGGGGCGGCCGGCUUCGGGUGUGUCUCCUAGCUGGUUGGAGGUGCACAUUAAAGAUCCAAAAUCAUGACUGACUCCAAGUACUUCACAACCAAUAAAAAAGGAGAAAUCUUUGAGUUAAAAGCCGAACUCAACAAUGAAAAAAAAGAAAAGAGGAAGGAGGCUGUGAAGAAGGUGAUUGCCGCUAUGACCGUGGGGAAGGAUGUUAGCUCUCUUUUUCCAGAUGUGGUAAACUGUAUGCAGACUGACAACCUGGAACUAAAGAAGCUCGUGUACCUUUACUUGAUGAACUACGCCAAGAGUCAGCCCGACAUGGCUAUCAUGGCUGUUAACAGCUUUGUGAAGGAUUGUGAAGAUCCUAAUCCUUUGAUUCGAGCCUUGGCAGUCAGAACCAUGGGUUGCAUCCGGGUGGACAAGAUUACAGAAUACCUCUGUGAACCCCUUCGCAAGUGUUUGAAGGAUGAAGAUCCUUAUGUUCGGAAAACAGCAGCAGUCUGUGUGGCAAAACUCCAUGAUAUCAAUGCCCAAAUGGUGGAAGAUCAGGGAUUUCUGGAUUCUCUACGGGAUCUCAUAGCAGAUUCAAAUCCAAUGGUGGUGGCUAAUGCUGUGGCAGCAUUGUCUGAAAUCAGUGAGUCUCACCCAAACAGCAACUUACUCGAUCUGAACCCACAGAAUAUUAAUAAACUGCUUACAGCCCUGAAUGAAUGCACUGAAUGGGGCCAGAUUUUCAUCCUGGACUGCCUGUCUAAUUACAACCCCAAAGAUGACCGGGAAGCUCAGAGCAUCUGUGAGCGAGUUACUCCCCGGCUGUCCCAUGCCAACUCAGCAGUGGUACUUUCAGCGGUAAAAGUCCUAAUGAAAUUUUUAGAGUUAUUACCCAAGGACUCGGACUACUACAAUAUGCUACUGAAGAAAUUAGCUCCUCCACUUGUCACUCUGCUGUCUGGGGAACCAGAAGUGCAGUAUGUCGCUCUGAGGAAUAUCAACCUGAUUGUCCAAAAAAGGCCUGAAAUCUUGAAGCAGGAAAUCAAAGUCUUCUUUGUGAAGUACAAUGACCCUAUCUAUGUUAAACUAGAGAAGUUGGAUAUCAUGAUUCGUCUGGCAUCCCAAGCCAACAUUGCUCAGGUUCUGGCAGAACUGAAGGAAUAUGCCACUGAAGUAGAUGUUGAUUUUGUUCGCAAAGCUGUGCGGGCCAUUGGGCGAUGUGCCAUCAAAGUGGAGCAAUCUGCAGAGCGCUGUGUAAGCACAUUGCUUGAUCUAAUCCAGACCAAAGUAAAUUAUGUGGUCCAAGAAGCGAUUGUUGUCAUCAGGGACAUCUUCCGCAAAUACCCCAACAAGUAUGAAAGUAUCAUUGCCACUCUCUGUGAGAACUUAGACUCCCUGGAUGAGCCCGAUGCCCGUGCAGCUAUGAUUUGGAUUGUGGGAGAAUAUGCAGAAAGAAUUGACAAUGCUGAUGAGCUACUAGAGAGCUUCCUGGAGGGUUUUCAUGAUGAAAGUACCCAGGUGCAGCUCACCCUGCUUACUGCCAUAGUGAAGCUGUUUCUCAAGAAACCAUCAGAAACGCAGGAGCUGGUCCAACAGGUCUUGAGUUUAGCCACACAGGAUUCUGAUAAUCCUGAUCUUCGAGAUCGGGGUUAUAUUUAUUGGCGCCUUCUUUCAACUGACCCUGUGACAGCUAAGGAAGUAGUAUUGUCUGAGAAGCCUUUGAUCUCUGAGGAGACAGACCUCAUUGAGCCAACCCUGCUGGAUGAGCUAAUCUGCCACAUUGGUUCUUUGGCAUCAGUGUACCAUAAGCCUCCAAAUGCUUUUGUGGAGGGGAGUCAUGGAAUCCAUCGCAAACACUUGCCAAUUCAUCAUGGGAGCACUGACGCAGGUGAUAGCCCUGUUGGCACCACCACAACAACCAACCUGGAACAACCUCAGGUCAUCCCCUCUCAAGGUGACCUUCUGGGGGAUCUCUUAAAUCUUGACCUGGGUCCCCCAGUGAAUGUGCCACAGGUGUCCUCCAUGCAAAUGGGAGCAGUGGAUCUCUUGGGAGGAGGACUCGAUAGCCUGCUUGGCAGUGACCUUGGCGGGGGCAUUGGAGGAAGUCCGGCAGUAGGACAGUCUUUCAUUCCGUCGUCAGUGCCUGCAACCUUCGCUCCGUCACCUACGCCUGCUGUGGUCAGCAGCGGUCUGAAUGACCUGUUUGAACUCUCCACAGGGAUAGGCAUGGCACCCGGUGGAUAUGUAGCUCCUAAGGCUGUCUGGCUACCUGCAGUAAAGGCUAAAGGCUUAGAGAUUUCAGGAACAUUUACUCACCGCCAAGGGCACAUCUAUAUGGAAAUGAACUUCACCAAUAAAGCUCUACAGCAUAUGACAGACUUUGCAAUCCAGUUUAACAAGAACAGCUUUGGUGUCAUCCCAAGCACUCCUCUGGCCAUCCACACACCACUGAUGCCGAACCAGAGCAUUGAUGUGUCCCUGCCUCUCAACACCUUGGGCCCAGUCAUGAAGAUGGAACCUCUGAAUAACUUGCAGGUGGCUGUUAAAAACAAUAUUGAUGUCUUCUACUUCAGCUGCCUCAUCCCACUCAACGUGCUUUUUGUAGAAGAUGGCAAAAUGGAGCGCCAGGUCUUCCUUGCAACAUGGAAAGAUAUUCCCAAUGAAAAUGAACUCCAGUUUCAGAUUAAGGAAUGCCAUUUAAAUGCUGACACUGUUUCCAGCAAGUUGCAAAACAACAAUGUUUACACCAUUGCCAAGAGGAAUGUGGAAGGGCAAGACAUGCUGUACCAGUCCCUGAAGCUCACUAAUGGCAUUUGGAUUCUGGCUGAGCUACGUAUCCAGCCAGGAAACCCCAAUUAUACGCUGUCGCUGAAGUGUAGAGCUCCUGAAGUCUCUCAGUACGUCUAUCAGGUCUAUGAUAGCAUUUUGAAAAACUAAUAAACUAGACCACUACCCUCCAAGCCACCCUGUAAUCGGUGCACACCAAGAACUGUUAACUGGAACUGUACUGCUGUGUAGAAUCUGAACCCACACAUACUACGGCACCCACCCAGGUAGUGACCAAGUCUACCCUGUGCUGACAUUAGAGCUCACCUUGUUGGAUAGUUUUAGCUUUCUGUGAACAUUUGUAACCGCUGCUUCAGUCACUUCCCGCCUUUGCCACCUGCUGCUGCUCUCUGACCUUACUGUGGGCUUCUCCAUGUGCCAGUGGCUGGCCUUUUCUGUGCCCUCUUUUGAGUGUAGUGUGAUUUUUUUUUUUUUGUAAUUGAAAGCUCAUUUCGAAAGCAGAACAAGACAGCAAAUAUUAAAGCAAGGAAAAGUGUCACUGAAACAUAAGCUGCACUUCAUUGUUGUAUAUUUUUGUACAUAUGAGAAACUGAGGAACUGUCCCCAGUGGAAAGUGUUGAAACAACUAGCCAUCAUUCACUGUAGUCUAGAGGCCAAGAUGCAGUUACUGGCCCACUCAGAGGGGUUCUGUCCAUGGCAACCUUGUAUUUGGUCAUUUGGAUUUUUGCUUUUUUUCCCCCUCUAGCCAAAAUACUUUUUUGACCAAGCCUUCGAGCUCUCUGCUGCCCCGUGCUGUAUUCUUAUUUGAUUGCUGCAUACUUAGUAAUGGUGAGCUUCACUGAAUGGUGUUUCAAGUACAGAAAACCUAGGGCCUGUCAGCACCAAAACUGAAAGAAGUUGGAACUUCCUACAUUCCUUUCCACUGAACCAACCCAGUAAUGACAGGGACUCGGGAAGCUGGGUAGAGAUACGAGCAGGAACCAAAUGCUCUCCCCCAGCCCCUUUCCCUGUGGUUCUCAGGGCCAGUUCAGAUCUCCAGUCAGAGUCUAGGCCAACUUUAAUGACUCACCCAACCCUGUUUUCCUAUAAAGGAAAAAGAAAGGCAAGAAGGUCAGUCAUUCCAUUCGUUAUUGCCAAGGCAUCUUGGCUGUUCUGCAGCAGAGCUGAGGCGGGUCUCCUCAACUUCCUUCAGUGCUGUUCUCACUGAAGGACUUUCCUGUUCUUCUCUCAAAGCCCGCUUUCCCUGUGUCUACUCUGGUUCUGCAUACUCCACACUGUUUGGCACCCAUCCAUUUGUAGACAUCAGAUGACAGCAAGCAUCUUUCUCAUUUACUUGAAGGUACUUCCAGAUGUCUCAGUGAAGGUGGAACUAACGUGUUCCAUGGGUUCAAUGAGCCACGGUUUUUGAGGCCAGAAGGAAGUGCACAGGAGAAGUGAGCUUAGGGCUGUUGCCAGUUUGCAUUAUCCCCUCAUCUCUGAUCUGCUCUGCACUCAGUUGCAAAGCAAAUUAGAAUCAUCCCAGAAGGUCAAGUAGCUCUUGUCACCUCUCAAAAGACGGGUAUGUGAAGUCUCCUCAACACAUUAAGUGUGAUUGGUUAAAGAACACCUCAUGCCCAGGACACUACCCUGCUUAACACUGUCCACACAGUUGCAGAUCCUAGCACCCGGUAUUUGGGAUCUGUGACCAAAACAGCUCUUCUCAGCGUCCCCUGCUGAAGUCAGAAGCACUCCAGGGUGCAGAGACCUUCUGUUGGACUCAGACCUAACCCACUGGACUCAGAGAAGGGAUUGUAGAAAAUCAGAGCAGAAGCCAGCCCCCAGCCACUCUGUGUCUGCAGUGACCCUGCUUCAUACCAGCUGCAAAACCAGUGGAGUGUGAGGCCUUCAGUGUACUUUCUAAGAUCUUAAGAAUCAGAAUUACUAAAUGAUGAAAAGGAAAUACAUCCCUCACUCUCUACCGCUUAGGCUUGUGGGAAACAGGAUAUAACACAGGGUUAUGUGUGGAAGGUGGGUAGGUUGGUGAUAUGUAGGGUAGGAAAGAAAGCAAGUUGAUAAAGUUCCCUUGUUGAGACUCAUACAUGGAGUCAGUUGGAUACAGGCGCUAUAAGAGAUUCACACUACAAACACUGUGCUCUCAUCUCAAAGCAAACUGUAGUUCCAGAAGGAAGAGAAUGUGUCAGGACAAGCAGACAGAACAUGCUUUUAUGCCAGGAUAUGUCCUUCAACCCCUGAAGCUAAGGCUUCUUUCAGCCUCCCCACCACUGAUGGAUAACAGCUGCUGUUCUCUGCUGGCCUAACUGAGCCAAUCCAUAUGAUGUCUUCCCUCCUGGGGGAGCCUCCUCCCAUUUGCACCCCAGGAAGAGCUGGGGAGGAGCUCUGCUUCUUGGGAAAGAACCUCUCUCAAAGAGACAGCCUGUUGCCUCUGCCACAGCUUCCCCUCAGGCCCCUUUCAAGCUUGGCCAGAUUAAGGGAGCUGGAUACAUGCCCCCACACCCCACUCUCUGCCCAAGUGUGUCUGAUGUUACUGGCAUACAGAGGGCUGGGGAGGCAAGCACAUGCCCAGGGCUCUUACUGGUCAGAGAUUUCCUGUCCUCACCCAGUCCUGUUCCGUGUGUCUGUAUGUGAGGCUUGGGAUGCUGGAGGAGCAGGAGGAGGGGUAAAGGCUGUCCUAAGAAUGCUUCUUAUUCUGUUCUUGUUGGGAUCUGUUUGGGCGGGGGGGAGUUGGGGGAAGCUUGACCUUGUGU
Molecule: messenger RNA, 6010 nt
Organism: Jaculus jaculus (lesser Egyptian jerboa)
Lineage: Eukaryota; Metazoa; Chordata; Mammalia; Rodentia; Dipodidae
Gene: Ap2b1
Product: adaptor related protein complex 2 subunit beta 1
Exons: 22
Coding region: 561-3416 (951 amino acids)
Biological process (GO): intracellular protein transport; vesicle-mediated transport
Cellular component (GO): clathrin adaptor complex; membrane coat
Molecular function (GO): clathrin binding
Source: RefSeq, a predicted model, not a curated record